This is a messenger RNA of Chanos chanos (milkfish), 1705 nucleotides long. RefSeq names its product transaldolase 1 (gene taldo1). The record is from RefSeq and is a predicted model, not a curated record. Gene Ontology annotation, molecular function: transaldolase activity. The transcript has 8 exons. Gene Ontology annotation, cellular component: intracellular anatomical structure; cytoplasm. Bases 115 to 1128 code for a protein of 337 amino acids. Gene Ontology annotation, biological process: pentose-phosphate shunt; carbohydrate metabolic process; pentose-phosphate shunt, non-oxidative branch. Lineage: Eukaryota; Metazoa; Chordata; Actinopteri; Gonorynchiformes; Chanidae.
GCUUCGCAACCAGCUCACGCGUUUCUGUCGUCCUCGUUCCCGUCCUCUCGUGGUUCCGACAUUCCUCGCCUGCUCACGCGCUUCGGUAUAAAAGGCAGCUUGUUACCGUCCAUCAUGUCUGUGUCACCGGACAAACGACGAAAGAUGGAGUCAGCUCUUGACCAGCUGAAGAAAUACACAGUGGUUGUUGCAGACACGGGGGACUUCAAUGCAAUUGAAGAGUACAAACCCCAGGAUGCCACCACCAACCCGUCUCUCAUCCUGGCUGCUGCAAAGAUGACUGCAUAUCAGCAUCUUGUAGACCAAGCAAUCAAAUAUGGGAUUGCCAAAGGCGGGAGUGAAGAGGAACAGGUGACCAAUACUAUGGAUAAGCUGUUUGUGAGCUUUGGGUUGGAGAUCCUGAAAAAGAUCCCAGGCAGGGUCUCCACAGAGGUGGAUGCGAGACUGUCGUUUGAUAAGGAUGCCAUGGUGGCUCGUGCCAGGAGACUGAUUGCCCUUUAUGAGGAGGCUGGAGUGAGUAAAGAGCGUGUGCUCAUCAAACUCUCCUCUACCUGGGAGGGCAUUCAGGCCGGACGUGAGUUGGAGGAGAAGUAUGGCAUCCAUUGCAACAUGACUCUGCUGUUCUCCUUUGCCCAGGCAGUGGCUUGUGCUGAGGCUCAGGUUACUCUCAUCUCCCCCUUCGUGGGCCGUAUUCUGGACUGGUACAAAGAGAACACAGAUCGCAAGAGCUUCGAACCCCAUGAGGACCCAGGUGUGAUAAGUGUUACUAAAAUCUACAAUUACUAUAAGAAGUUUGGCUACAAAACAGUAGUGAUGGGCGCCUCCUUCAGGAACACAGGGGAGGUGAAGGCUUUGGCUGGCUGUGAUUUGCUCACCAUCUCCCCUGGGCUGCUAGGGGAACUUAGCCAGGACCACAGUGCAGUGACUGCGAGUCUCACACCACAGAAAGCUGAAGCAUGUGAUCUAGAGAAGCUGCACUUGGAUGAGAAGGCAUUCCGCUGGCUCCACAAUGAAGACCGCAUGGCUGUGGAGAAACUCUCCGAUGGAAUUCGCAAGUUUGCUGCUGAUGCUGUCAAGCUGGAGACCAUGAUCAAGGAGAAGAUGCUGAACGUGAAGAAUGGUCAGUAGUGGUGAAGUGUGGAGAGAGAAGAAAAAAGAAAACAAAAACCAACCGGGUUGAUGAUGGAAUGGGACCACCUGAACCUUAUUGAUUGCCCCUUCGUGUUACGUUGUGCCCCUGCUGGCUGAAAUUGUGACUGACUGCUGAUUGUACUUUCUUAAAAGAAAACAUUCCUUAGUUCUGAGAGUGUGAACAAUGAUGUGUGUUUGAAGAAUGAACUUGUGCUGUUGCGCAAGGGUGAAGGCGUCAUUAAGCAUAGAUCUCUCAUCAGGAUCCCCCAAAUGCAUACUCAAACCUAAAAGUCAAAACUUUAUUAUAGAUGUAUGACUAGGAGCACUUUUCUACCUGCUGUGCUGAUGACUUGGAUGGACACAAAAGAGAACUUAAGAAGAUUAUUAGAGGACCACUGCCCCUUCACCAGGCAAAAAUGAUGGUGUUUAGCACUAUGAUCCUUUUUCCAGUUUGUAUUCCACUGUCUUUGAAGGGAAUUGAUGAAAUCUUAAUGAGCAGAUUACCUCAGGACAUGGUGAUGAUUAAUACAAUUAAUAUCUGAAAUCCAUUUAUUAAAGCUUUUGUUCCCCAAAA